Olea europaea var. sylvestris is the source of this 2975-nucleotide messenger RNA. Its product is annotated as ubiquitin carboxyl-terminal hydrolase 12-like. Lineage: Eukaryota; Viridiplantae; Streptophyta; Magnoliopsida; Lamiales; Oleaceae. Bases 157 to 2508 code for a protein of 783 amino acids. Gene Ontology annotation, molecular function: protein binding; cysteine-type deubiquitinase activity; cysteine-type endopeptidase activity. The transcript has 21 exons. Gene Ontology annotation, biological process: protein deubiquitination; regulation of protein stability. The record is from RefSeq and is a predicted model, not a curated record. Gene Ontology annotation, cellular component: cytosol; nucleus.
AACAUAUCCCCUCCCCCAUCGAGAGACCAAAACUCAGAAAGCCCAAGCCGUUCUCUCUCUAACUCACUUCUUUCUCUCUCUUCCCUUUCAUUUCCUCUCUGAUAUUAUAUUGAUCACUGUGUAGUUUAUUGAUCGACGGCUCUGAUUUCUCCAGCCAUGACGAUGCUGACUCCUCGACCUUUGGAUCGACAAGAAGACGAAGAGAUGCUGGUGCCACACGCGGAUUUUGUAGAAGGCCCUCAGCCUUUAGUAGAAGGACCUCAGCCUUUAGUAGAAGGUCCUCAGCCUAUGGAAGUAGCGCCAGUGGACGGUGCUGGGACAGUGGACAACCAGGCCAGUGAAGAGCCACAAGCAUCACGGUUCACAUGGGCAAUUGAGAAUUUUUCUCGCUUAAAUGUCAAGAAGCUAUAUUCGGAUGUCUUUACAGUUGGUGGUUAUAAAUGGCGGGUGCUUAUUUUUCCCAAAGGAAACAAUGUGGACUAUUUGUCUAUGUAUUUAGAUGUGGCAGAUUCAGCUACCUUGCCACAUGGGUGGAAUAGAUAUGCACAGUUUAGCUUGGCCGUAGUUAAUCAAAUACAUAACAAAUACACAAUAAGAAAAGACACACAGCACCAGUUCAGUCAAAGGGAGAGUGAUUGGGGUUUUACAUCUUUCAUGCCCCUUGUUGAACUUUAUGACCCCAGUAAGGGGUAUCUUGUGAAUGAUACGUGUGUUGUUGAAGCUGAUGUUGCUGUACGUAAGGUCACUGAUUACUGGACAUACGACUCAAAGAAGGAGACAGGUUAUGUGGGACUUAAGAACCAAGGAGCAACUUGUUACAUGAAUUCUCUCCUGCAAACUUUGUAUCAUAUUCCUUACUUCAGAAAGGCUGUGUAUCAUAUGCCAACUACAGAGAACGAUAUGCCUUCAGGAAGCAUUCCCUUGGCUCUACAGAGUUUGUUUUAUAAGCUCCAAUAUCAUGAAACCAGUGUGGCAACAAAAGAAUUGACUAAAUCAUUUGGAUGGGACACGUAUGAUUCCUUUAUGCAGCAUGAUGUGCAAGAACUUAAUAGAGUUUUGUGCGAAAAGCUCGAAGACAAGAUGAAGGGGACUGUUGUUGAAGGGACGAUACAGAAACUGUUUGAAGGACACCAUAUGAAUUACAUUGAAUGCAUCAAUGUAGAUUUCAAAUCUACAAGAAAAGAAUCAUUUUAUGACCUUCAACUUGAUGUCAAAGGCUGUAAGGAUGUUUAUGUUUCCUUCGACAAGUAUGUGGAAGUUGAACGUCUUGAAGGAGAUAACAAGUAUCAUGCUGAAGAGCAUGGUUUGCAGGAUGCCAAGAAGGGUGUCUUGUUCAUUGAUUUCCCACCAGUUCUUCAGCUACAGCUAAAGCGCUUUGAAUAUGAUUUUAUGAGGGAUACAAUGGUUAAGAUAAACGACCGUUAUGAAUUUCCCCUAGAACUUGACCUUGAUAGAGACAACGGAAAAUAUUUGUCGCCGGAAGCAGAUAGGAGUGUUCGCAACCUUUACAUGCUCCAUAGGUUGAUCUCUUUCUAUACAUAUCUAUCUGACUCUCGGCAGAUUGUUCAUUUUCGAGCUUUGGAGAGACCUAAGGAGGAUGGUUUCAGCCUAGAGUUAGCAAAGAACCACACUUAUGACGAUGUUGUGGAAAGAGUGGCUCAAUACCUUGGUUUGGAUGAUCCAUCUAAAAUCCGUCUUACUCCUCACAAUUGCUAUUCUCAGCAACCAAAGCCCAGUCCAAUCAAAUACAGAUCAGUUGAUCAGUUGUUAGAUAUGCUUGUCCACUACAAUCAGAUCUCUGAUAUUCUGUAUUAUGAAGUUUUGGAUAUUCCUCUUCCUGAACUGCAAUGCCUUAAAACUCUGAAAGUUGCCUUUCAUCAUGCCACAAAGGAUGAGGCUGUAAUUCUCAACAUCAGAUUGCCUAAACAAAGCACUGUUGGAGAUGUGCUUAACGAGAUCAAAACAAAGGUAGAGUUGUCUCACCCAAAUGCAGAACUUAGAUUGCUUGAAGUUUUCUACCACAAGAUUUAUAAGAUCUUUCCUCUCAAUGAGAAAAUUGAGAAUAUAAAUGACCAGUACUGGACAUUGCGGGCUGAGGAGAUUCCAGAAGAAGAGAAAAAGCUGGGUCCCAAUGACCGCUUGGUUCAUGUUUACCAUUUCACAAAAGAGAGUGCACAGAACCAAAUGCAAGUCCAGAAUUUUGGGGAACCCUUCUUUCUGGUCAUUCAUGAAGGCGAAACUUUAGCGGAUGUUAAAGUCCGGAUUCAGAAGAAAUUGCAGGUUCCAGACGAGGAGUUUUCUAAGUGGAAAUUUGCAUUUUUGUCGCUGGGACGUCCAGAGUAUCUUCAGGACUCAGACAUUGUAUCCAGCCGUUUUCAGAGGAGAGAUGUUUACGGUGCUUGGGAGCAGUACCUUGGGUUGGAGCACUCUGAUACUACCCCUAAGAGGACUUAUGCUGCAAACCAGAAUCGCCACACCUUUGAGAAGCCUGUUAAAAUAUACAAUUAGGAAGGAAUCAAUUGCACUCUGAUUGGUCGUAAGCUCAUACCUCCUACGCCACAAAGAAAAUGUAAUAAUUUAUAAACAUGGGAUACGGAGAAGAGAACGCAAGGCAGAAAAGAUAUACUGUGCUGCUGUUUUUUCACCUCUUUUUUCCGCUGCAAAUUUGGUUGGUUUGGUAGAUUUAUGAUUAUUUGAAUGGGAUAUGGAGUAGUUUCUAGUCCCAAUUGUACUUUUACUUUUUGCUUGUUUGUACAAAGUGCUUGAAAUGACUCGGGAAUUUACAUAUAUAAACAUACAGAUAAAUGAUGUGAUACAUAUGACAAGGUUUUGUUGAUGGGGUUGUAAAAAGUAUGUAACAGUUAUAUCUCUAAAUUCUCUUCUAUGUUGUUAGAUGUCACGUAUAUGGUUAGUAGGGGUGGAACUGUAAAAGAAAACGAUUAUGCUGUAAUUUAUUAGUGGAGAUUGAUCUUCUA